This is a messenger RNA of Polistes dominula (European paper wasp), 1968 nucleotides long. RefSeq lists its product as uncharacterized. Gene Ontology annotation, cellular component: nucleus. Gene Ontology annotation, molecular function: zinc ion binding. The record is from RefSeq and is a predicted model, not a curated record. Lineage: Eukaryota; Metazoa; Arthropoda; Insecta; Hymenoptera; Vespidae.
AUUUGUGCGAUUUGAUUAUUAAUAAAAAAAAGAGAAAGUGAAUAAAUACAUCUACGAGAAAGAACCUAUUAUUUUAGGUGUAUCCCUUCUUUUUGGUUAACUUGUGCGCAUGCGCGAUCUUCUAUAAAAUAUAAUAAAGUGGUCAUUUUAUUAGAAUAUUUCUACUGUUGAAGACAUAGGAUAACAUUAAGAACAUUGUCUCUGGAGACGUAGUAGGGUAGUAGUAAAUACCGUAAAGCUUAACGUGCUGUUGAUAGUAGCUAUUAUUGGGUAGCAGGGUAGAGCGCGCAUUCAGAAAAUAAAGUCGAGGAAGACCGAAGGAAAACGUAGAUAGACGAAUACAACCGAGCGAAACCGAAUUGUGCACGAAAUCUUAGCGCGAGGGAGCGACCAACAACUAACUACGGGUUUGCAACGUCCGUGAGUGAGAGAGUUGACGAAGAUCGUUCCUACUCGUGUUCUUUCGUCGCGGCAUACAAUUGAUCGGGUUUUAUGGAUACUCUCGAGGAGAGCCACGCGUGUCGCAUAUGCGGAAACGACUCUGAUGACACCACAAAUAUCUUCGACGAGAAGAGAGAUUAUGCUAAAAAAAUUGAUGCUCUUUUACCGAUCAUGGUACACAAGUUAGAUUUUUUGUCAAAAGUGAUCUGUAACACAUGUAGUUGUAAACUCGAUGAAUUUUACGACUUUUAUUUGAAAAGUUUGAGAACCGACAAACUUUCGAAAAGCCAAUUGUCUUGGAUGAAUAAAAGGGAAAAAAAAGAAGUGAGGAAUGAUAGACCUAUGGUUAGAAUACAUAAUGUAAAUAUCAAGAUUGAACCAGUGGAAUAUGAAGGGUACGGUCUAAAUCCGGUAAUUAGGAAUUUCGAAUAUGUGAACUCCAUGAAAUCCGACACGUUUUCCAUGGGUGAUAGAUCGAGGACAUGCAGGAUUCCCGAUAGGAUAGCAUAUCAAACGCGUAGUCAACACUCUUGUAAUAAACAAAAUCAUAAAAAACGAUUUAUAUCUAAUGAAUAUAAUCAAUAUUCUUCAUGCGAGGAAUAUGCAAAUAGCAGUAUUACAGAUGUUAACAACUUGAGCGAUAACUUAUCUGAAAAUUCAAGAGUCAAUUUUUGUUCUAAUGAUAAAAAUAACUUUUUUCAAGAAAAUAAUAAAAUAAUGGAUCAAGAUCAACAUAAGAAAAGUAUAAUACUAAGAAAGCGACGUUUAGGAGAACUAUCAGGGAAUCCUUUAAACUACGCUUUACGACCUAGAAAGGUUUUUGUUAAUUAUGUAGAAACAAGACAGAAAUUACCAAGUUUUUUAAAAAUAAAUAAUUGUGCGAAAUCAAAUGAUAAUGUUCAUAGGACAGUGUCCUUGGCUGAUCAAAAAAUAAAUAUUAUUUCUGCCACUGUUAAAAUCGAGAAAGAGGAAAAGCAGGAACAGGUAGUGACGGAACAUUUCGAGAGACGUGCAUUAAGACCACGCAAAGUACCGAUUAAUUAUAGCGAUAAUAAAAGAAAAACAUAUGAUGUUUUGAAAUUUCCAUUAUCGAACGAUAUUAAUAUUAUUACUGCUAAAAAACCAAAGUUAGUAAGCCUCACGGAUAAGUGGACAAGAUUAUCGAAUAACAAGAGCACAGAAAGAAUUAAAUCGCCGAGCAAAAAGAUGAAAUUCGAUGUAAAGAAAGAAAUGCAUGAUGAUCUUGAAAAUCAUUAUGUUAUGAAAUCGUAGCUCUUUGUUUACAAAGCAUCUAUUACAUUGGAAACAAUAUUAUUUCAGGUAUCACAUCAAUUAAUUCAAUAAAUUCAGGAACAUUUGUACGUAAAUGUGUUCUCCGACAAAAUUAUUUGUAAUGUUUAGAUUAAUUGGAGAGUUGUUUUAAUACAUUGUGCUAUGCCUCACCGAGAUACCUGGAUAUUUGUAAGAUUCAAAUUGUUACUUUGAAAAUAUCUUAUUAGUAAUUUUUUCUUAGAUUCCUUAACUAUU